Messenger RNA from Crotalus tigris (Tiger rattlesnake), 2017 nucleotides. RefSeq names its product fasciculation and elongation protein zeta 1 (gene FEZ1). The coding region runs from base 785 to 1987 and encodes 400 amino acids. Gene Ontology annotation, cellular component: cytoplasm; axon. The record is from RefSeq and is a predicted model, not a curated record. The transcript is spliced from 11 exons. NCBI's taxonomy places the organism in Eukaryota, Metazoa, Chordata, Lepidosauria, Squamata, Viperidae.
GUUUGAAAUUCUAAACCUGUCUCUUGACUUCAGCUGUUUUUGCCUUUGGGAAGAGGAUGCAUAAAAUCACACGGGUCACUCCUUGUAAUCUACCCCACAUUUUCUUGUUUACGUGCCUUUUGCAAGAAAAAAACAAAGCUGCGUGACAUCUUCUCCUCUCUGCAGUAUAAUGCUGUAGCUCCUUCCUCCACUGUACUUCUGUAAAAGCCCCAUCAGAUAGUAGCUAAACGCUUCAGCCUUGGCCCUGCUUCGAAUAUUCCUCUCUAUCAGCGUGACUCCAUCCGUGGGAGGGGCUGGGCCCCCCAAAUGAUGCAGCUCUUUUCUGAAGAGGCUGGGCAGGGGCAGUGUUUGCCACUUGGUUUUUGCAGGCUUUGAAUAAAGGAUGGCGAAGAUUUCUGCCUUUCUCAAACUGGCUGCCUAACCUCCCAGAUUUCCUAUCUCGGGCUCCACAUCUCUCCGCUCUCCUUAGGCUGUCCCUGUUCUUGGAGAGACCUGGCAUCCAGAUCAGAAGCGAGAGGGUCGUUGCUAUCCAUCCGUGUCUGGGAGUUAAUGCAUAUUGAUGAGGGAGGCUGAGCCCACGGCUCGUUCAAGCUCUCUGCAAAGAGGAGAGGCAGUCCAGUGACUAGGAACAGCGCACCGACAGAAAGCUGCUGGCCGGCUCCUCUAGCUGAAUUGGCUUUCCUUCCUUCCUCCCAUCACUUGGGCCUACUGGAUGGGAUGCUGAGGUGAGCGGAGUGUUGCCAGCACGCUCAGAGGCCAUCCUUCUUCCAUCUGCCAAUUCAACAUGGAAGCCCCUCUUGUAAGCCUGGAUGAAGAGUUUGAAGAUCUGAGGCCGUGCUACAUAGCGGAUAGAGAAGAGAAAGCUCAUUAUUUUUAUGGCUCCUCAGCCCAGCACUUGGAAGAUCCUUCUCUUUCUGAGCUAGAGAACUUCUCUUCUGAGAUCAUCAGUUUCAAAUCCAUGGAAGAUUUGGUCAAUGAAUUUGAUGAAAAGCUCAACAUUUGCUUUCGGAAUUACAAUGCCAAAACAGAGAACUUGGCUCCUGUAAAGAACCAUUUCCAGAUCCAGGAAGAGGAGGAGAAUCUGCAGGAUGAAGAGGUCUGGGAUGCCCUAACAGACAACUACAUCCCAUCCAUCACCGAGGACUUGAGGGAUCCUAACAUCGAAAUGCUUAAUGGCAAUAUCUCUGACACAGAGAUCCAUGAGAAGGAGGAGGAAGAGCUUAACGAAAAGAGUGAAAAUGACUCCGGUAUUAAUGAGGAACCUCUACUCACGGCUGAUCAGGUGAUUGAAGAAAUUGAGGAAAUGAUGCAAAAUUCACCUGACCCUGAAGAGGAAGAAGAAAUUUUAGAGAAGGAUGAUGGUGGGGACACAAGCAGUCAGGCCGAUUCGGUCCUUUUGCAGGAAAUUCAGGCCUUGUCGCAAAGCCUGAACAACAAUUGGUCAUGCGAAGGCUGCCCCAUUCCUAGAACCUGGGGUUUGGGUCACAUGUCUGUCCAGGAACUUCUGGAGAUCCUGGAUCGAGUGGAAGGUGCUAUUCAGGAUUACUCGGAGGAGCUGGUACAGCAGCUGGCUUGUCGAGAUGAGCUGGAGUUUGAGAAGGAGGUGAAGAACUCCUUCAUCACCAUCCUGAUGGAGGUGCAGAACAAGCAGAAAGAACAUCGAGAGAUGAUAAAGAGGAGGAGGAAAGAAAAAGGAUUGAGUCUGCAAAAUAAUCGGAUAGAAAGGGCAGCUCAGAUGCCUCUCAAGCGGUUCAGUAUGGAAGGAAUUUCAAAUAUUCUGCAAACUGGAAUCCGGCAGACAUUUGGAAAUUCAGCAGCUGAAAAGCAGUAUUUGAACACUGUUAUCCCAUAUGAAAAGAAAGGGGCGCCUCCGUCAGUUGAGGACUUGCAAAUGCUUACAAACAUUCUCUUUGCAAUGAAGGAAGACAACGAAAAAGUCCCUACGCUGCUCACUGACUACAUUUUAAAAGUUCUCUGCCCUACCUAAGCUCUGCAUUCUGAGCAUCAUGAAGUCAAC